AUGAAGCUUGCCCCGGGAAUCAGCGUGCUCGCCGGGCUCUUGUUUGGCACUCACCUCGCGGCCGCGCGGCCCUUUGACGGUCCGCCGGGAACCGUUCCAACCUCGCUGCCUGUCGAAGGUCCGCCGGGAACCGUUCCGACCUCGCUGCCCGUCGAAGGUCCGCCAGGAAAGGUUCCAACCUCGCUGCCUGUUGAAGGUCCGCCGGGAACCGUUCCAACCUCGCUGCCUGUUGAAGGUCUGCCGGGAACCGUUCCCACCUCGCUGCCCGUGGAAGGCCCGCCUAGAAAUAUCUCGGCCCCGCCGCCCGUUGAAGGUCCGCCAACAAGCAUCCCAGCUCCACCCGUCUUUAAAGGCGUACCUAGGAAUGCCCUGGCCUCGCUGCCCGUCGAAGGUCCGCCGGGAACCGUUCCAACCUCGCUUCCUAUCGAAGGUCCGCCGGGAACCGUUCCGACCUCGCUGCCUAUUGAAGGUCCGCCGGGAUCGGUUCCAACCUCGCUGCCCGUUGAAGGCCCGCCUAGAAAUAUCUCGGCCCCGCCGCCCGUUGAAGGUCCGCCAACAAACAUCCCAGCUCCACCCGUCUUUAAAGGCGUACCUAGGAAUGCCCUGGCCUCGCUGCCCGUCGAAGGUCCACCAGGGAAAGCUCCGACCUCGCUGCCCGUCGAAGGUUCGCCAGGAAAAGCUCCGACCUCGCUAUCUGUCGGAGGUGCGCCGGGAAUUGUUUCGACCUCGCUACCCGUCCAAGGUCGGCCAGGAAAAGCUCCGACCUCGCUGCCCGUCGAAGGUCCGCCGGGAUCGGUUCCAACCUCGCUGCCCGUUGAAGGCCCGCCUAGAAACGUCUCGGCCCCGCCGCCCGUCGAAGGUCCGCCUGGAAACGUCUUUGCCUUGCCGCCCAUCGAAGGUUUGCCCAAAGCGCUUCCUCCAGCUUGUACAUCCCGCCCGGCUGCCAGCCCACUUGCGCCAGCUUCACUUGCGCAUGCUACCACGAGGAAAUAG
Ustilaginoidea virens is the source of this 993-nucleotide messenger RNA. RefSeq lists its product as uncharacterized. The coding region runs from base 1 to 993 and encodes 330 amino acids. The transcript has a single exon. The record is from RefSeq and is a predicted model, not a curated record. Lineage: Eukaryota; Fungi; Ascomycota; Sordariomycetes; Hypocreales; Clavicipitaceae.